UUGACCCUUGAUUCACUGCAGCAAUUUUCACAGAACAGAGUAUCCAACUGAUUGUUCACGUCCGAGAAUGAUCGAUUCAGCAGUCUUGAUAAAGCAAGGCGCAGAGGCUCGCGUUUAUGAGCUCAAGCCUUUCCUUACAAAUCCCAAUGGCUGCAUUGUGAAGGAACGAUUCAGUAAGACGUACCGACAUCCAGUUCUCGACAAGCAGUUGACACAUAGACGAGUAUCACAAGAAGCAAGGUGCCUAUUUCGAUGCAGAAAGGCCGGUAUCGAUACCCCAGCAUUGUACCUAGUCGACCCAGAAGCCGCCACUAUCUACAUGGAGCGAAUUUUGGGACGAAUACUCAAAGAUAUCAUAAUUGAAGGAAAGGCAGACACAGACGUCCUAGCAGAUGCCAUUGGAGCUGCCCUUGCAAAAAUGCAUGAUGUAGACGUUGUGCAUGGGGAUUUGACGACCUCGAACUUAAUGCUGCGAGAUAACAACGCUUCAUUGGUCAUUAUUGAUUUCGGUUUAAGCUACGUCUCGAAACUACCUGAAGAUAAAGCAGUCGACCUGUAUGUUCUGGAGCGAGCAUUUUCAAGUACACAUCCACAGACUGAAGCAUUGUUCGAACGCAUCCUGACAAGCUAUAAAACACACUGCAAGCAAGCAAAACCUACACUAAGCAAGUUAGAAGAAGUGAGAUUACGAGGAAGAAAGCGAAGCAUGCUGGGUUAAGACCAUUUCAUUAAAAGAUAUACCGGCCGGCAUCCAGCACCAAGAAUAAUAAAAUCCAAAUGUCACCAUCAUAAUUUGAAUACUGUGCUUUAUUUUAUUUUUUGAGAUUGUGGUGUACGUUUGCCAAUAGAUUGACUGGCAAGUUACAAAGGCUACAUUAGACUUCCACAAAGAGUGCCAAUUGGCUCAAGGGAAUAUUGAAGAGAACAUCGAACGCAGGAGUGGUCAAAGA
Molecule: messenger RNA, 950 nt
Organism: Umbelopsis ramanniana AG
Lineage: Eukaryota; Fungi; Mucoromycota; Umbelopsidomycetes; Umbelopsidales; Umbelopsidaceae
Exons: 4
Coding region: 68-718 (216 amino acids)
Biological process (GO): protein phosphorylation
Cellular component (GO): nucleus; cytosol; EKC/KEOPS complex
Molecular function (GO): ATP binding; protein serine/threonine kinase activity
Source: RefSeq, a predicted model, not a curated record